Messenger RNA from Geosmithia morbida, 1464 nucleotides. RefSeq names its product GAL4. Lineage: Eukaryota; Fungi; Ascomycota; Sordariomycetes; Hypocreales; Bionectriaceae. Gene Ontology annotation, molecular function: DNA-binding transcription factor activity, RNA polymerase II-specific; zinc ion binding. Gene Ontology annotation, biological process: regulation of DNA-templated transcription. Bases 1 to 1464 code for a protein of 487 amino acids. The record is from RefSeq and is a predicted model, not a curated record. The transcript has 2 exons.
AUGGCUUACGCUCCGGAACCCGAACCUCAGAAGCGCAAACGCGACCCAGACGACGCUGGCACCCAACCUACCCUGGCUCCGCUACAGUCUCGUCGGCAGUCACUCCCGCUGGCCCAGCGAGGUGCCUCGGCGAGUAUGAAGGUGGGUAAGCCUCGAGCUUCAUUCUGUGCACCCUCGAUGCAUGACCAGCCCGACAAGGCUAAUGCGGGCAUGCAAUCAGGCGUACUGGAGAGAAACGAUAGCUUUGCUGCUUCAUUGGGUGCCAAACUCAGCGGCCCGCGCCUUCUGAGAGCAGUCGAAAAGUCGUUCGAAAGCCCCAUAAAAAUCAGCUCGCCAUCUGUCUUCUCCCACUCCGUCACCUGGCUAGACGUCUGCAACUUUGCCAAGGCGAAUCCCUCUGAGUUUCUGCUCACGAUCCUGCCCGACGGCUCUCGAUGUUGCCAAUUCAUAUGUAAGGGCAUGCAGGUUGAGAUUAGCGAGGACGACUGGCGUUUCAUUACAUCAGGGGUCCUCGACCGCAUCCCGCUUGAGCACCCACUCGAGGAGGACGAGACAGCCGAACUGGCCACGCUGGAUAUCCUCGAGAAGCGAGCCUCUGCCCUCUGGCACAGAGCCGAUGAAGUGUCCGCUCGAUCACGCAUUCUCCACCACAGACUGGGUCAGCGCCGUCAGGAAAUUCAACGUCGGCAACAAACGCACAAAGAUGGAGGCGCCUCGGGACCGAGAUUCCCGCCGCUUGAUCAGCCAGCCCGACCCUCACCCCAGCACUCGUCCUACGACAUCCAUGCUGAUCUCCUACAACAGUUCAUGGCAGCAUCAGAAACGCCGAGCGCAUGGCGGCCAGCAUCAGCACUAGGCAUCAGCCACGGCCAAGCAUCGCCAUCCACGCUGGCCACACAGCAGCCGCAUCGUGCAUCGCUGUCGGGUCGCCCGUCAACGGCUGUGUCUGAUGCCGAUGCCUACUCCGAAAAGUCGCGUCUGCUCAUGACGCAAAAAAUUGACAAACUCAUGCGGGCCGAACCCAUCGUCCCCCCCUGCGACCGCUGCCGCCGCCUCAAGCUCGAAUGUGUCAAAUACCUGAGUGCUUGUCAGGGAUGCACUAAGAAGCACGCCAAGUGCAGCUGGCGGGUGAUGUCGGACGACGAAUCGGCAGAGCUCAGGCGUCAGAUGGGUGUUGCCGAGGCGGGGGCAGGAACGGGCCCGGGGACCGAGACGGUGACGCCGGAGCACCGGCCACUAGAGAUGACGGCUUCUGCCGCCCUGGGAUCCGUAGCCUCGAAUGACACGCGACCGCCGAGCCGAAGCGGCAGCGCAGCCCCAGAAUCAGCCGGCUUCGGGGUGCUCGAGAGACAUGCGUUCCUCCCAUCACCCAUAGACAGGGUGGAGCUCCCACCUAUGAGGUUGCAGGCGAGCAUGGUUCCAGGGCAGGGGUUUGGGGUUGGCAUGAGCAGACGACCAAGUUAA